AUGGCAACCGCGACGGCCGCGCAGGCCCGUGCCUGGGCCUUGGCGCUGGCGCUCUGGGGCUGGGUGCUGGCCCCGACGGGGGCCUUGGAUGCCAUGGGCCCCCACACGGCCGUCCGUCUGGCCGAGCUGCUGACCCCGGAGGAGUGCGACCAUUUCCAGUCGCUCCUAAAGGUGCCAGAGCCGGACGUCGAGGGCGAGCUGGCCCGGCUCUCUGAGGACCGGCUGGCCCGCGCGGAGACGCCGGGGCCCACGUACAAGCCACCGGGCAUGCUGCGGCGGCGGCGGGCGGCGGCCGAGCCCGCGGAGGUGUCGGACGGCUGCCGGGAGAGGCUGGCGGACUGGCUGGCGGCCGAGGCCCAGACCCUCUCUUGGGACCGCGUGGCCAGGGCCCUGCGGCGCUGCGGCCGCCCCGACGUGGCCCGGGAGCUGGGCAAGAACCUCCACCAGCAGGCGACGCUGCAGCUGCGCAAGUUCGGCCAGCCCUACCUGCGGCAGCCGGCAGCCCCCGCCCCCGCCCCCGCCCCCGCCCCCGCCGCGCCCCCGGCCCCGCCCCCGGCCCCGCCCCCGCGCCCCCGCCGCGCGGCGCUCCCGGAGCCCGACUGGGACCAGCUGCAGCUGAUCGUGGAGCGUCUGCCCCAGGCGCCGUACGAGCGCAGCCCCGCCGACUGGGUCCGGCCGCUGGCGCUCGGCCUCCUCACCGGCUUCGUCGGGGCGUUGGGCGCCGGGGCGUUGUUCGUCCUGCUCACGCUGUGGCUCACCGGCGAGGAUGGCCACGGACCGGGUCCUCCCCAGCGCAGGCCCGCCCAGGCGAGCGGCGGGCGGAAAGCCAGGCUGCCCCUGUGUGCAGAGCAGCUGGAGCCGUCGAAGGCCUGGGCUGCCCGCGGGCCGUUCCCCCCUCGCCUCAGUGCCCCCGUCUGUAAAACGGGAGCACAGCCCCGGCAGAGUGCUGCCUUCCCCGAAUUAUAAACGUUACCAAACACGCAAA
Messenger RNA from Hyaena hyaena (striped hyena), 985 nucleotides. RefSeq names its product transmembrane and death domain 1 (gene TMDD1). The transcript has a single exon. Lineage: Eukaryota; Metazoa; Chordata; Mammalia; Carnivora; Hyaenidae. The record is from RefSeq and is a predicted model, not a curated record. The coding region runs from base 1 to 966 and encodes 321 amino acids.